AUGUUCUCUAUGUAUUACUGGUUGAUUUUGGCUGUUGUUGCCGCAUUGUCAUUGUGCUUGGUGCUCCUAUUGAUCAGUGGCUGUAGCAAGCAGCAUGAUGAUGAGACGGCCGUGGAAUUGCUGGCCUUGGAAAAGGGGUUUGCGCGUCUUGUUGGUGGACCCAUGACAAUGUCCACAUUGACGUGGUUCAAAGGUGAUUGUAACAAGGGAGUCGUGGAGAGACUGCAACGAAGAUCAGAAGAAAUAUUAAGUGCAAACCCAUGGCUAGGAGGUCGGAUUGUCAGGAGAAGUGGUCGCCUCUCGUUGGUCUUUCGGCCCUAUGAUCACUUAGAUCCAAGCUUGCACGUCAUGAGGAACCCAAGGACUGCGAAACCGUUGUCUAAGGACGUACCAUACGAUGAAUUGCAGAGCCAUCUACGGAACCUAAUAGUGAAAGAUGGCCCUAGGCAGGUGCUGUGGAAAGUCUAUAUUAUCCCUUGUUGCAAAAAGCCGACGGAGAGCUUUGCCGUGAUGUGUUCAAUGUCUCACGCAAUUGGCGACGGGCAUACCUUCUAUCGUAUCCAUAACAUGCUGCUAGACCCUGAAGAAGAGGUGGAGGCCCUUGAUCCUACACGUAUCCUGUCUACCGAGAAACAGCAAGAAGAAAUCAUGGGAGGUAGAACCGGAGCAAGCAUGUGGCAAUCAUCCGGUUUCAUUGCCAAUAUGGUCUAUGGGUUUGACAAUGCAUUGCUGACAUGUAAGAGAAAAAGAAGGGUUGUCUUCCUUGUGGACUCAGAUGAGAUGGAAGCCGCCAAGAGGCGAGCCAUCUCUCCAAACUCCCCCGACGGAUCCUUCGUCUCGACGAAUGACGUGUUGACAAGUUGGUUCUUGCAGAAAAGUAGAUGUAAGCACGGAUUCAUGGCUGUCAAUUUGCGGGGCCGCCUCGACGGACAUUCCGAAGCACUUGCUGGAAACUAUGAAAAUGUCAUAUUCUACGAGCUUGAAGAUUCGGCAACGCCUGGGUUGGUGCGGCAAUCCAUCAUGCCCGGCACAAUCGAAGAUGACUCAUCGGCUCCUUGGCUGCAACGGGUGGUGACAAGAGAAACACCAUUGCCGGGAUUCUGGGCAAUGGCCUCAGGAUCUGUUGCCGUAGCCACCAAUUGGUCAACUUUUGCAAAACCAUGCGCACUCGAGGGAUGUCAGGAAGAAAUUCACGUCCCAAUCCUGAACUUUGGCAUUGCGGUCCCCUCAACCCUGGCCAUACUCAUCAUUUUCAGGUCGGGACCGCGUGGGCUGGCGGUACUCGUUGCGGGCACCAACGAUAGAAUUGCCGAUCUAGAAAAAGGAGCGCCGUUUCUGACUCCAGAGUCUCUCGAGUUCUGA
This is a messenger RNA of Seminavis robusta, 1362 nucleotides long. NCBI's taxonomy places the organism in Eukaryota, Bacillariophyta, Bacillariophyceae, Naviculales, Naviculaceae. The record is from the annotation of a GenBank genome assembly.